AUGGACGCCAAGCUGUUGGGCAGAGACGAGAUCUGGUUGUUGGCCAAGCUGAGCACUUCUAAGCACGUGCAUGACCCCAGCUCCUCCGGAACCUCGCUCAGUCUGUUCCGACAGGCAAAAAGAACACGCAGUUUCUUCAGGAGUCCAAUCUCUGGUGCCGCUCCGAGCCGCUCCAAACUGUUUAGCCUCUCCGCUCAGUCCGAUGGGAGUGAAUAA
This is a messenger RNA of Knipowitschia caucasica, 216 nucleotides long. NCBI's taxonomy places the organism in Eukaryota, Metazoa, Chordata, Actinopteri, Gobiiformes, Gobiidae. The record is from the annotation of a GenBank genome assembly.